Molecule: messenger RNA, 1479 nt
Organism: Acaulospora morrowiae
Lineage: Eukaryota; Fungi; Glomeromycota; Glomeromycetes; Diversisporales; Acaulosporaceae
Source: the annotation of a GenBank genome assembly
AUGGACAUGCUUUUAAAGCAUUGGAGUUCAACCUUAUGCACCAAGAAACCGCGGUUACCAAAUAUUUCACAAACUCUUUAUAACUCUUUUCCUCGCGUUCGACUUUUUCAUGCCUCGACUUUUAAAAAGUCUAUAACUAACCAUUCCGGCAUUGUUCAUAGGACAAUUAGACCAUUGCCAAAGAGCAUCGGAAAAAAAACAUUUUCACGAAAUGGCUUCAUGCGACGAUGGCAUCCUUGGAAUUUAAACCUUGGUCGAAAGUGGAGCACCCAUGAAGACGACAUACUCAUCAGGCGUGCUACCAUGUACGGGUGGAGACACUGGGGUGUAAUAGCCCAAGGAUUGUCUAAGAGAACAUCGUUUGAAUGUCUCUGUCGAUGGAAGAAACUCAAGUUUUUGAUCGAUUGGUCUUACACCCAAAAUAUUUUUUUUUCUCCGGGAGAUCUUAACUUGUUUUUGAAACGGGUGAUGAAGUAUGGUACCGACUGGCGAAAAGUUGCCCGUGGAAUCAGGAAUAAAUCGGCAAUUCAAUGCGAGAACCUCUACUACAACAUGCAAUCUUAUUUAGCGAUAAAUGAGCAAUGCGCGCCAGUCGGUUACAAAAAAGUUCAAAGAAUCAUGAAAAAAGUGGGAUCAAUGGGAAACAGCCUGAAUGUAAUUCACGAACAUUCAAAAUGGGAUCCCGAAGAUCUUGAGAAGCUCAAAAGUAUCGUGAGACAGCAACCUUAUUACAACGUGAUCUGGCGUAUUGUAGCAAAAGAAUUCCCGGGGAGGACAGCCGUGCAGUGUUAUAAAGCAUGGCAUCGUACUUGGGAUGAGAUGGAAAUUCAAAAACUUCGAGAAGCGGUUGCAAAAUAUGGAGAUGAUUGGGAUUCUAUCUCGGAACAGGUGGAUGGGCGAACACCAUUGCAAUGCAGGGAUCGGUGGAAAAAAAUGAAUACGGAAAUGAUUCGAAAAAGACCUUUCACACAGGCCGAACUUCAACUUUUUCUUUACGUGAUGAACGAUCCACCUAUUCGUAGGGAUCAUAGAAUCGAUUGGGUGCAUUUAACAGGAAAAUAUUUUCCAGGUCGUACCCCGUCACAAAUGCUCAAGAAAUGGGUGAACAUUUGCAAUAAUCCGUGGACGAAACAAGAAACGGAAAUUCUUUUGCAAAAAUGUAAGGAGUACGAGCAUAUUUCGGAUGAAAAUCGGAAAUGGGUAGAAGUGGCAAAGCAUCUUUUAGGACGGAAACCUUCCGAGUGUCGGAUAAGAAGGCAAAUAUGUGAGAUUAAAUAUAAGAACUGGUCAUUAAACGAGUACAUUGAGUUAUUUAACGCGGUAAAAGAGCAUGGGCCAAAAUGGAAGGUGAUUUCAAAAAUAUUAAAAAGGCGGCCAGAUAUGAUCGAAAAAGAAUACAAAAAAAUGCAAAAAGGUGACCAAAAACUAUACAAGUUUCUGGUCAAGUAUGAAUCGACUCUUGUUAAACGCGAUGUGUGA